AUGGAGAUAGGGAUGGAGGAGGAAUGGAUAGAAGGGAGGCUGAAGAGAGGUCUGCGCCCCCUCCGGCCACGCCAUGGGGCCCUGGCUGCUGCUGUCGCUGCGGCUGCUGGUGCAGGGGCCUCCCCCCGCCGGGCCCCCGCCAACGCCACCAUCUUCUCCCACAUCUACAGCGUCCGCCGGGGGGCGGGUGAGGGGCCCGAGUCCCCGCAGGAGGCACUGGCCCCCCCCAGCCAGCUGCAGCCCCCCCGGCUCUACGAGCACACGCUGGAGGGGGACGAGCAGGUGGUCUUCACCCACCGCAUCAACCUGCCCCGGCCUGCGACUGCGAGGGGGCGCGGGCCCUGCGGGAGGCGCUGGCCCGGCUGGGCGCUGGAGGCCCAGGUCCAGGCGCUGCGGGAGCAGCCAGACGGACACCCAGAGCCUCUGCGGCGGCACGCCGGCGAGGACUGCACCAUAGAGAUCCCGGCCGUGACACUGCGCGUGGGGCGCCGGGACGAGGGCUCCUUCCGCCUGCAAUGGACUCGCCCCAAGAUCCACGUGGAUGGAUAUGAAAUUCACCUCGUUCCCACGGGUGACCCCGAGGGGGCCGUGUCCCUGCAGCUGCCCGGCUCGGCCACGUCCUUCGAGCGCUCGGGGCUGGGCCCUGGCCAGGAGUUCAGCGUCACCGUCCGGGCCCAGCGAGCCCAGCGCCUCGGGCCCCCCGCCACCCAGAGCGUCCGCACCCGGAUCGACGCUCCCCGUGACCUGCGCCCCACGGGGGCCACGGCCACCUCGCUGAGCCUGCGCUGGGAGCCCCCGGCCGCCCAGCCCGACGGAUACACCCUGCACUACCGCCCGGUGGGGCGGGACAGCACCGAGCCCCCCACCCGCCUGACCCUGCCCCCCAACCGCACCACCCUCACCCUGACCGGCCUCCGCAGCACCACCCAGUACACCCUCACCCUGACCGCCCACCGCGGCCCAGAGCAGAGCCCUCCCGCCAGCACCAGCGCCACCACCGCUCCAGAGGCAUCUGGCACCGAGCCCCCCGCCACGCCCAGCCUCUCCCGCCCUGGGCCACCCCCAGGGGACCUGGCCGUGACAGACGUCUCCCCCGACCGGUUCCGCGUCACCUGGACGGCCACGACUGGCACCUUCCAGCACUUCCUGCUGCAGUACCGGGAGCCCGGCUCCCGGGCGCCUCCCGGGCAGACCCAGGUGCCUGGGGGGAAGAGGAGCGUGAUCGUUGCCCAGCUGAGCCCCAGCACCGAAUACGAGGUGGAGCUGCGAGGGGUGGCACCUGAUGGGACCAUCUCAGAGCCCAUCACCACCGGCGUGUGGACAGCACCCCCUGGCGGGGGCCCCGGGCCAGGCGACCUGGGGGCCCUGGGGGUCAGGAACGUGACCAGCGAUGGCUUUGGGCUGCAGUGGAGGGCGCGGCAGGGCCUGUUCCAGUCCUUCCUGCUGCGCUACGAGGAUGCGGCCGGGCGCACGGGGCCCCGGGAGGCCGAGGUGCCGGCGGACCAGCGGGCGACCCGCCUUGGGGGGCUGCGGCCUGGCACCGAGUACAACGUCACGCUGUACGGGGUGCACCGCGGCCAGCUCUCACCCCCCCUCAGAGCCAGAGUCCGGACAGCGCCAGCAGAACCCGGCACCCAGCCCAGCCUGGGAGAGCUCUCGGCCUCCGACGUCACCCACGACUCCAUCCUGCUCUCCUGGACCGUCCAGGACGGGGACUUCGACUCCUUCCUCCUCCAGUACAAGGACGCGGAGGGCAAACCCCAGGCCCUGCCCGUGGACGGGGGAUCCCACACGGUCACCGUCACCAACCUGGCCCCCUCCCGCAGAUACAAGUUCAACCUCUACGGCAUCUCCGGCCGCAAGCGCCUCGGCCCCGUCUCCACCGACGCCGUCACAGCCAAGGAGCCGCGGGAGCCGGAACUCACCUUCCAGCCCAGCCUGGGGGAGCUCUCGGCCUCUGACGUCACCCACGACUCCGUCCUGCUCUCCUGGACCAUCCAGACCGGGGACUUCGACUCCUUCCUCCUGCAGUACAAGAACGCGGAGGGCAAACCCCAGGCGCUGCCCGUGGAUGGGGGAUCCCGUACGGUCACUGUAACGAACCUGGCACCUUCCCACAGAUACAAGUUCAACCUCUACGGCAUCUCCGGCCGCAAGCGCCUCGGCCCCGUCUCCACCGACGCCGUGACAGGGCCGCCGAAGGAGGUACCCACCACCCAGCCCAGCCUGGGGGAGCUCUCGGCCUCCGACGUCACCCACGACUCCACCCUGCUCUCCUGGACUGUCCAGGCUGGGGACUUCGACUCCUUCCUCCUCCAGUACAAGGACGCGGAGGGCAAACCCCAGGUGCUGCCCAUGGACGGGGGAUCCCGCACGUUCACCGUCACCAACCUGGCCCCCUCCCGCAGAUACAAGUUCAACCUCUACGGCGUCUCCGGCAGCAAGCACCUUGGCCCCGUCUCCACCGACGCCGUUACAGCCACAGUGCGGCAGGAGGAAGAACCCACCGCCGAGCCCAGCCUGGGGGGGCUCUCGGCCUCCGACAUCACCCACGACUCCAUCCUGCUCUCCUGGACCGUCCAGGCUGGGGACUUCGACUCCUUCCUCCUCCAGUACAAGGAUGCGGAGGGCAAACCCCAGGCGCUGCCCGUGGAUGGGGGAUCCCGCACGGUCACCGUCACCAACCUGGCCCCCUCCCACAGAUACAACUUCAAAUUCUAUGGUGUCUCCGGCCGCAAGCGCCUUGGGCCUAUCUCCACUAACGCUGUCACAGCCGCGGCACCGACGGAGGAGGUACCCACGGCCCAGCCCAGCCUGGGGGAGCUCUCAGCCUCUGACAUCACCCACGACUCCAUCCUGCUCUCCUGGACCGUCCAGGCCGAGGACUUCGACUCCUUCCUCCUCCAGUACAAGGAUGCGCAGGGCAAACCCCAGGCCCUGCCCGUGGACGGGGGAUCCCGUACGGUCACCAUCACCAACCUGGCCCCCUCCCGCAGAUACAAGUUCAACCUCUACGGCAUCUCUGGCCGCAAGCGCCUCGGCCCCAUCUCCACCGACACCGUCACAGCACCGCAGAAGGAGGUACUCACGGCCCAGCCCAGCCUGGGGGAGCUCUCGGCCUCUGACGUCACCCACAACUCCAUCCUGCUCUCCUGGACCGUCCAGGCCGGGGACUUCGACUCCUUCCUCCUCCAGUACAAGGACGCACAGGGCAAACCCCAGGUGCUGCCCGUGGAAGGGGGAUCCCGCACGGUCACCAUAACCAACCUGGCCCCCUCCCGCAGAUACAAGUUCAGCCUCUACGGUAUCUCCGGCCGCAAGCGCCUUGGCCCCGUCUCCACCGACGCCGUCACAGCCGCGGUGCCGGACGGGGAGCAGGAACUCACCUUCCAGCCCAGCCUGGGGGAGCUCUCGGCCUCUGAUGUCACCCACGACUCCGUCCUGCUCUCCUGGACCAUCCAGGCUGGGGACUUCGACUCCUUCCUGCUCCAGUACAAGGACGCGGAGGGCAAACCCCAGGCACUGCCCGUGGACGGGGGAUCCCGCACGGUCACCGUCACCAACCUGGCCCCCUCCCGCAGAUACAAGUUCAACCUCUACGGCAUCUCUGGCCGCAAGCGCCUCGGCCCCGUCUCCACCGACACCGUCACAGCCGUGGCACCGCGGGAUGAGGCAGUUGGGACGCAGCUCCGCCUGGGGGAGCUCUCAGCGGCCAACGCAGCCCACGACUCCAUCGACCUCUCCUGGACUGUGGAGGAGGGGACAUUCGACUCCUUCAUCCUCCAGUACCGGGACGCAGAGGGCAACCCCCAGGCGCUGCCCGUGGACGGUGCCCUGCGCUCCCUCCACCUCCAUGACCUGGCCCCCUCCCGCAGAUACAAGUUCAACCUCUACGGCGUCUCCGGCCGCAAGCGCCUCGGCCCCGUCUCCACUGACGCCGUCACAGCCGCGGCACCGACGGAGGCGGUACCCACCGCCCAGCCCAGCCUGGGGGAGCUCUCAGCCUCCGACGUCACCCACAACUCCAUCCUUCUCUCCUGGAGCAUCCAGGCUGGGGACUUCGACUCCUUCCUCCUCCAGUACAAGGAUGCGGAGGGCAAACCCCAGGUGCUGCCCGUGGAUGGGGGAUCCCGCACGGUCACCGUCACCAACCUGGCCCCCUCCCGCAGAUACAAGUUCAACCUCUACGGCAUCUCCGGCCGCAAGCGCCUCGGCCCCGUCUCCACCGACACCGUCACAGCCACGGCACCGACGGAGGAGGUACCCACGGCCCAGCCCAGCCUGGGGGAGCUCUCGGCCUCCGACGUCACCCACAACUCCAUCCUGCUCUCCUGGACCAUCCAGGCUGGGGACUUCGACUCCUUCCUCCUCCAGUACAAGGACGCGCAGGGAAAACCCCAGGCGCUGCCCGUGGACGGGGGAUCCCACACGGUCACCGUCACCAACCUGGCCCCCUCCCGCAGAUACAAGUUCAACCUCUACGGCAUCUCUGGACGCAAGCGCCUUGGCCCCGUCUCCACUGACACCGUCACAGGUCAGCGACUGCUCCCCCGCGCACCGAUGGAGGAGGUACCCACGGCCCAGCCCAGCCUGGGGGAGCUCUCGGCCUCCGACGUCACCCACGACUCCAUCCUGCUCUCCUGGAGCAUCCAGGCCGGGGACUUCGACUCCUUCCUCCUCGAGUACAAGGACGCACAGGGCAAAUCCCAGGCCCUGCCCGUGGACGGGGGAUCCCGCACGGUCACCAUAACCAACCUGGCCCCCUCCCGCAGAUACAAGUUCAACCUCUACGGCAUCUCCAGCCGUAAGCGCCUCGGCCCCGUCUCCACCGACACCGUCACAGCCGCGGCACCGAUGGAGGAGGUACCCACGGCCCAGCCCAGCCUGGGGGAGCUCUCGGCCUCCGACGUCACCCACGACUCCAUCCUGCUCUCCUGGAGCAUCCAGGCCGGGGACUUCGACUCCUUCCUCCUCGAGUACAAGGACGCACAGGGCAAAUCCCAGGCCCUGCCCGUGGACGGGGGAUCCCGCACGGUCACCAUAACCAACCUGGCCCCCUCCCGCAGAUACAAGUUCAACCUCUACGGCAUCUCCAGCCGUAAGCGCCUCGGCCCCGUCUCCACCGACACCGUCACAGCCGCGGCACCGACGGAGGCGGUACCCACGGCCCGGCCCAGCCUGGGGGAGCUCUCGGCCUCCGACGUCACCCACGACUCCAUCCUUCUCUCCUGGACCAUCCAGGCCGGGGACUUCGACUCCUUCCUCCUCCAGUACAAGGAUGCGCAGGGCAAACCCCAGGCCCUGCCCGUGGACGGGGGAUCCCGCACGGUCACCAUAACCAACCUGGCCCCCUCCCGCAGAUACAAGUUCCACCUCUACGGCAUCUCCGGCCGUAAGCGCCUCGGCCCCGUCUCCACCGACACCGUCACAGCCGCGGCACCGACGGAGGCAGUACCCACGGCCCAGCCCAGCCUGGGGGAGUUCUCGGCCUCCGAUGUCACCCAUGACUCCAUCCUGCUCUCCUGGACCAUCCAGGCCGGGGACUUCGACUCCUUCCUCCUCCAGUACAAGGACGCACAGGGCAAACCCCAGGCGCUGCCCGUGGAAGGGGGAUCCCGCACGGUCACCAUAACCAACCUGGCCCCCUCCCGCAGAUACAAGUUCAACCUCUACGGCAUCUCCGGCCGCAAGCGCCUCGGCCCCAUCUCCACCGACACCAUCACAGGUCACUGGCUGCUCCCGUGA
This is a messenger RNA of Mauremys reevesii (Reeves's turtle), 5745 nucleotides long. Its product is annotated as tenascin-X-like. The transcript is spliced from 22 exons. The record is from RefSeq and is a predicted model, not a curated record. Gene Ontology annotation, molecular function: protein binding. The coding region runs from base 1 to 5745 and encodes 1914 amino acids. NCBI's taxonomy places the organism in Eukaryota, Metazoa, Chordata, Testudines, Geoemydidae.